This is a messenger RNA of Micropterus dolomieu (smallmouth bass), 876 nucleotides long. RefSeq names its product olfactomedin-4-like. Gene Ontology annotation, biological process: signal transduction. The transcript is spliced from 5 exons. NCBI's taxonomy places the organism in Eukaryota, Metazoa, Chordata, Actinopteri, Centrarchiformes, Centrarchidae. The record is from RefSeq and is a predicted model, not a curated record. The coding region runs from base 1 to 876 and encodes 291 amino acids.
AUGAAGCUGUAUGUGAUCGUUCCACUGUGUGCUCUGUUCACCAUCAUCCAACAGGCAUCUUCACAAAAUAAGUGUACGUGUGAGCUGACUAAUUCAGAGAAGGCAUUCCCUCAUGACAAACUCAGCACAGUGGAGGGCAAUGCAUCAAAAUGCAACAGCAACAUCACCCCACAGAAGACUCUGGAGCUGGAGAGUCUGCUGCUGGGUUUGGAGCGACGUCUGCCCCAGCUGCAGGAAGAUGUGUCGAUGCUGGAGAGGGAGGAUGACGGAGACCUCUACGCAGUUCUCAGCCUGUAUGUGAUAGAGAAUGAACUGCUGGAGAUCAAGCGGCUCAUUGACAGACUCAACAGCACCACCAAGGCACAGCAGGGUCUGACUGCUGACACCACUGAACAGCUGGAGAACCUGAGAGCAGAGAUGCAGGAGCUGGAGACAUACGACACCAUGCAGGUGGUGAAAGGACAACGAGACAACGAGCGUCUGAACAGCGAACUAGAAAUGUGCAAAAAUGGACCUCUCCCCACCACCCAACCCACUCAACCUCUACAUGGUAAAUGUCCCCACGGUCAAUUUCGGAACAUUACUGGCCCGAGGGUGUACACAGCAGGAGAGUACCCUGGCUCCUAUGCUUAUGGAGCCUGGGGUCGGGAUCCCAAACCAGCGGUGGGAAAGGAGAGCUGGUAUUGGCUGGUAAUGAUGACCUCCAGCAACAGAUACGCCAACUACGUCCGUCUCUACUCUAGCCUGAGCUCUCUCAUUGUUGGGGUGAGCGUCCCAGGUAAAGAAGUCUUGUGUUCUACUUCGAGUGUUGAUGUUAGAAAUCAGCUCAGUGAGCAUGCACAUGCAACACAUACUACUGAUCACGUUGAGAUAUAA